AUGAUAUAUGACGUGAAUUGCUUUUUAAAGAAAGAAGCUGACGAAUGUAUCGAUUCAUUGAAGCAAAUUCGAAGUAAGAUUGAGGAAGUUGCUUCUUUACUCAGUCAGUCGGAAAAUAACCAAACUAUAGAGACUUUGCAGGUAAUGAAAACGGAAACUGUUUCUAAAUUAAAUAGAGUAGUCAGUAAAUUAGCUCAGAUUCAAAAACGGACAUCGGAGGCCACUAAGACUUCAAUUGGCACUGUAAAAAAUAUCGCAAAUCAAGCCAAGAGUUCCGAUUUGCUAAUUACUUUCAGAACACCUGGAAAAAAACGUCCCAGAGCUAAACCAGUUACCAAUAUUGAUAAUUUUGACCAAGGUGUUAUAAAAAGAUGUUUACACAAUUUUCAUAAGACGAAUAAUGAACUUCCCACCAUUGGGAAACUAAAAAAGAAACUUGAGGAAGAUAUAAACUUUAAAGGGUCAGAAACAAGUCUUCGUGUAAUUGUAAAGGAGUUAGGAUUUCGCUGGAAAAAAACAGAAAACAACCGUAAAUUACUAAUAGAAACAUCGAAUAUCCGAUUACAACGCAUUGAAUAUUUAAGAAAAAUAAAAAAAUAUCGACAAGAAGGAAGACCCAUUGUUUACACAGAUGAAUCCUACGUAGAUUCAUCGCACUCAACAACCAAAGCCUGGAGCGAUUGCCCUACGGAAGGACUAAAAAAACCCAUUUCUAAAGGACAACGAGUUGUGAUAGUCCACGCAGGAUCUGAAGCUGGGUUUAUACCAAAUGCUUUAUUAACUUUUAAAGCCGGCACCAAAACAGGGGACUAUCACGACAACAUGAAUUACGAGAAUUAUGAAAAAUGGCUUAGGACACAAUUAAUUCCCAACCUACCACCCAAUUCUGUAGUGGUUGUCGACAACGCCUCAUACCACAAUAAACAAUGGGAUUUAGCACCGUCCUCCAAUACCAAAAAAGCCGAUAUGCAAAAUUGGCUAACUAAUAAAGGCAUACAAUAUGAUUCAACAAUGCUCAAGCCACAAUUGUACAACAUGAUAAAAGCUAAUAAAGAAAGAUUUAAAACUUUUUCAAUAGAUCAAAUUUUAGCAGAAGCAAACCAUAGCAUAUUGAGAUUACCGCCUUACCAUCCAGACCUCAACCCCAUAGAAAUGGCAUGGGCUACUAUUAAACAAUAUGUAGCUAGCAAAAAUGUUAAAUGGAAUUUACAAGAAUGUACCAAACUUAUCAAAGAAAAAGUAUCCUUAAUGGGUGCCCAGGAAUGGGAAAAAAUAUGUAAGAAGGUAAAAGAUAUAGAAGAAGAGUACGCCAAGAGUGACUAUGUAGUUGAUUUACUUACCGAGCAAUUUAUAAUUCGCGCCGAUGAUAGUUCCGAAGACGAUGAUUCUGAUGAUGGUUAUGAAGAUGAUGAUGAUGACAACUGCGACCGAGGAAGCCCUGAACCCGGACCCUCAACAAGCAAAAGACGUUGCACAAUUUCGUGCAACGUCGGCAGCACCAAUGACCCAUGCGGUAAUUUCAUAGAAGGCGUUAAACCGUUAACUGAUUCAGAAUCUGAAUAG
This is a messenger RNA of Bicyclus anynana (squinting bush brown), 1563 nucleotides long. RefSeq lists its product as uncharacterized. Gene Ontology annotation, molecular function: nucleic acid binding. The transcript has a single exon. The coding region runs from base 1 to 1563 and encodes 520 amino acids. The record is from RefSeq and is a predicted model, not a curated record. Lineage: Eukaryota; Metazoa; Arthropoda; Insecta; Lepidoptera; Nymphalidae.